UAUAUUUUGAAACCUUGACGGUUUAAACUCGAGCAAAACCAUCGGAACACCUUUUUCAGUAAUCCAGAAUCGAGAACAAAAUUAACUUAUUGCGAAUCUGAUCAUCCGGUCACCAUGGCCCAGAUGUGCCGCCUCUGCUUGCGGCCUUCCUCCGGAAAGCACGCCCUGUUUAAAACUACCAUCGGCGACGCAUCCUUGGAGGAGGUACUUCGCGAAACGUUCCACCUGGAGCUGCCCAAAGGUCGUAGCUUGCCCAAGUACGUGUGCGAGAGCUGCCUACGGAAGGUCGAGUGCUUGCAGCAGUUCCACAAGGAGGUCCUUCGAUGCCAGAGGCUGCUGCAGGAGGGGAAAAGGGUAGAACUGGAGCAGCAGCAAGAGGCGCCGAGCGAUGGCUUGUACGAGCAGAUUGAGAUGCUGGACGAGGAACAUUUGGAGGAGGACGAGCAGCGGCCUUUGCUUCCGGUAGAGAACGUUCAGCUUGAGUCGUUCGACUUUGAGGUGGAGGAAGAAACGGCGGCGGAGGAGCAGCUAGUUGAUAUUAAGAUCGAAGCACUUGUGGAGGACGACGAUGAUGAGAUACAGAUUGAUGACGAACAGUCGGAGGGGGGAUUGGAGGAGGAAGGUUCUGCGGGGGAAGUUUUAGCAGCGGUGCCGGUAAAGUUGGCGCGUGCCUCGAGAAAGCGCAGGGAGAAACUGGAGGUGGUGGAAACGGUCCCCAACAAAUGCUACGUCUGCAACGAGGUUCUGGAGGACAAGGACAGUUUCGACGUUCACCUGGUCAAUCACUCGAACAUGCUGCCGCAUCAAUGUCUGCAGUGCAGUACGGAGACGAAUCCGAUUCAUCUGAAGACUUUGUUGGCGCUGAACAAACACUACGAAUCUCACGGGUUCAACUACGUAUGCAAGCAUUGCCCGUUGCGGUUCCGGUCGUAUCCGCCGAUGUACGAUCAUGCGAGAAACGCGCACGCGGAAGUUAACACGGAGUUCUCCUGUGAGACCUGCGGCCAGAAGUUCAACGAGAUUCGGAAGUACCGGAAGCAUGUUCUAGCGCACAAGAACCGUGAAUUGCAAAAGUACAAGUGCGAGACGUGUGAAAAGACGUUCCAGACUGGGACGCUGCUUCGUCGGCAUCAGCGAACUCACUCGAAUGAAGCGCAAUUCGUGUGUCCUUUCUGUGGCCGCGGGUUCAACCACGAAAGUAACUUUGCCCAACACAAGCUGCGGCACAUCAAACAGCAACAUUUGGAACUGAACGGUCAUCCAUGCAAGGAGUGUGGCACCCACUUCACAACCGCUCUCGCCCUUCGUAAACACAUGGUCCAACACUUCCCGGACGAUCCGGUGUACGUGGCAGCCUCGGAGAAGGUUGACUACUUUCCACACCACCUGAAAGAUCCCGCGUCCUACCCGCGCCGCUGCGAGGAACCCGACUGUCCGUACAUCGCAUCGACCUACGCCCUGAUGUGGUCCCACUACCGGAAUCACUACAAAAGCUACCCGUGCAAAGAGUGCGACCGGAAGUUCGCAACCGCUACGAUUCUGAAAAACCACGUCGACGUCAUCCAUCGGAAGAUCCGCAAGUACCAGUGCGAGUACUGCCAGAAAACGUUCGCCUACCAGCACAAGUUCAAGGAACAUCUCCACGUGCACAUGGGCUACAAGGGUCGCGAGUGUCGCUACUGCAGCAAAUCCUUCACCCACUCGUCGAACCUGCUGGUCCACGAGCGAAUCCACACUCAAACCAAGCCGUACAGUUGCGAAAUAUGCAAGUCGCGGUUCAUCACGACUUCGGCGCUUAAAAAGCACCAGCGGACGCACGGAGUGGUGUUGCAGCAACAGAAACAGGAACCGGUUGAAUAUGGGGAGGAGGAGCAGCAAGAGGAACGUGAGGAACUAGCAGAGGAGCAGCUUGUGUACUUGGAGGAAGAAGAGGAAAUUCAGCAGGAUGUAACCGUUGGCGGUGAGAUUGAAGUAGACCGGAAGGAGCUGAUUGCGACGCUGGAGGGAGUGUAGUGGAAGGAUUUGUAACUGAAUUGCAUUGUCACACUAUCAAUA
Molecule: messenger RNA, 2055 nt
Organism: Culex quinquefasciatus (southern house mosquito)
Lineage: Eukaryota; Metazoa; Arthropoda; Insecta; Diptera; Culicidae
Product: zinc finger protein 136
Exons: 2
Coding region: 115-2013 (632 amino acids)
Biological process (GO): regulation of transcription by RNA polymerase II
Cellular component (GO): nucleus
Molecular function (GO): DNA-binding transcription factor activity, RNA polymerase II-specific; zinc ion binding; RNA polymerase II transcription regulatory region sequence-specific DNA binding
Source: RefSeq, a predicted model, not a curated record